UAGUAGAGUAAAGCGUGUUUCAUGUCUUGUUCCCUGACAUGUUGAAUGUCACUUUAAAAAUAAAUAAUAUAUCAGCUGUAUAUCUGUUUGGGCGAAUUGGGACCUUUCGGCCACCGGAAGCACUGUACUGCAGCGCGUCCUUGGAUACCGCCGACGCGUUCUUCACUGCGGUCUGUCUGAUCUGACCAAAUGGUUCUGAGUGAAAAGGGGGGUAAACUGCCCCCUUAGCCGCUCAGCUACCAUUGUGUACCCACACGAAAAAGACGAUGGUAGCAAUAUUGACGCGUCGGAAUGGGGUCGAGCUGGGUGACUUAAUUGUGCACCAUGAAUGACAGAUACCAUAAGGCGGCCCGGGAUGGCUACCUGGACCUACUUAAAGAGGCAACUCGGAAGGAUCUCAACGCGCCGGAUGAGGAUGGCAUGACACCGACGUUAUGGGCAGCUUAUCACGGCAACCUGGAAGCUCUGCGACUGAUUGUGUCGAGGGGGGGAAACCCAGACAAGUGUGACAUAUGGGGGAACACGCCGCUCCACCUGGCAGCUGCCAAUGGUCACCUCAACUGCCUUUUCUUCCUGGUAUCUUUUGGUGCCAACAUAUGGUGCUUGGAUAAUGACUACCACACACCUUUGGACAUGGCUGCCACGAAGAAUCACAUGGAUUGUGUCCGCUACCUGGAUUCCAUCGCUGCCAAGCAGACAAGCCUUAAUCCCAAGCUGGUCAGCAAGCUGAAGGAUCGGGCGUUUCGUGAUGCUGAACAGCGAAUCAAAGAAUGCAUGAAGAUGCAGAAGAAGCACCACAAACGUAUGGAGAGAAAGUUUUACAAGGAAGUUUCUGAGACGUCUGCAUCAGAUGUCAUGAGUUUCUCCAGCUACACGAGCAGCUCUCUUAGCCACAAGCUGCUCAACUUAAACACAGCCACUGUCAGUGUGCCAUAUUCCCAGGCAACUCUCCAUGCCACAAGCCGAGGGAAGACAAAGAUCCAGAAGAAGCUGGAGAAGAAAAAACAAGGAGAUGGCACCUUUAAAAUCUACGAAGAUGGUAGGAAAAGUGUGCGCUCCCUCUCUGGACUUCAAUUGGGUAAUGAUGUCAUGUUUGUCAAACAAGGGACUUAUGUCAACCCAAAGGAUCGUGCCCGGCGCAAUGUUCGCGACAUGUUUCCCAGAGACAAUGACGAUGCCAUUUCACGUGCCAUGAGUGAGCCAGACCUCCAUGGACUAGAUGUGGACUAUUCUGAGAUCAGCACUGAUUCUGGACACGAUUCCCUGUUCAACCGACCCGGUCUUGGCACCAUGGUGUUUAGGAGGAACUAUGUGAGCGGAGGAAUGUUUGACCUUAGAAGUCACGAUGCAGCCAGUGUGGCCCGUUCAAGCAAUAAUGUGCGUUUACGCAGUCGAUUGCAGCAAUACCCAAGUCUAGAUGAAGACAGCAUUGGCAGUGCACGCAGCCUACAGGAGAGAAAUGUUGAAGAACUGCCUUGGGAAGAAGUUGAACUAGGGCUGGAUGAUGAUGAUGAGCCUGAUACAAGCCCUUUGGAGGUCUUCCUCGCCACCCAGAGCAUGAACGACUUUUUCUCCAUCUUCAAAAGGGAGAAGAUUGACCUUGCAGCGCUGUUACUGUGCUCCGAUCAUGACCUUAAGAGCAUCCAUAUACCCUUAGGACCAAGGAAAAAGAUCUUAGAUGCCUGUAAGAGACGACGAGAGACUUUAGUUGAGCCUGACUACAUCGAGGACACAGAAUUAUAACGAAAGAUGUGGUCACCCAUCCUGCUGUGUGCUUAUCCGGCCUUAAAGGUUAGUGGAGCAUUGCAAAGUAAAUGUCACAUAUGGGCUGGAUGUUAAACCCAAAAGGACACUGUCAUGAUGAAUAUAUCAAGCAUGAGAUAAAUCCUUAACAGGAUUCCUUUACUGUCUUUUUAGCUCAGGAUGAUCACUGAAAAUAUCUCUGUUUGGUUUAUUGGAGUUCCCCGUGCUGCAUGGUUUCACAAACUGAAAGACCCUUAUCUGAGUGUAGCACUGUGCACAUUGUAUGCCGUUUGGCACAGUUAACAGAGAGAUGAUUGUGGGGUCUGUGUCCCCUGAACCUUUUAACCCCCUCGGGGUGAACCUGGACCUCAUGUGCCUGCAUUGCUUGUGCCUGUGCAUUUGCUGAAAAGCGUAUGUUGUUAGAAAUACACUAGUGUGAUUUAAGCUGUAACAGCAUUUUUAAUAACUAUUUGUAACUGAAGUAACAUUUACUUGUAUUUGUAUAUUUUGUCUCUGUAUAUGUUUACAUACAGACAGCCACGUCAGGUCUAGAGUAGCCCACUGGUAGUGAAGGCCAAUCCUUUGUUGUUAUUACACUUGUGAUGUAAAAUCUAAUACCACAGUAUUUUUUUAAUAAGUGCAUACUACACUGUAACAUGUCUCUGUAGAAUUAGACUAAAGUGGGAUCAUGAAAUUGCGUUUUUGUUGUUUUUGUUUACUCUGAGUGCUUUAUAUUAAUGUACCUUUGCUCAGUAGCACUUUAAUGUUUACUAUCUGAACUUUUGUAAACAAAUGUAGGUUGAAUUUACUCUUAUUAAAAAUGUUUUUAAUGAUGUAAUUUGUUUAAAGGGUGUGUGCAUGCACUACUUCUUCUUGCUAUAUAACAUUUCAUCUGAACUCAGAGUGACACUGAUUGCAGAAAAAACCUCAGUUACAUAAUGCAGAGCAUUAGCUCUAAUGAGUGAGAUUGAGUUCAUGUGUGAUGUCAUUUUUCUGGGAAUGCCCAUUCAUUAGUGAGAUAGCUUUGACUGAUCACUAAACAUCCUGCUUUAGUCAUCUCCUGUUUACAGUUUGCAUUUGAAGCUUCUUCUAAGAUAAUUGUGUGUGUCUGUAUUUGAAAGACACACAUAAAGUGUUUUCACAGCGGCAGUGCUUAAUCCAUGUAAAUUGAAUUCUGGUUCAUUUUUCCAUUUGGUGCUGUUUAUAUGUGCAGGUGUGAACACAGUAAUCGCACUCAUUUGCAGACCAAAACAGAGACUGACACUGACCACAUCAAGGCCGCUUUGAAGAAGGUGGUUUCUGUAUCGUUCCAAACAGACUCCAGAGCUGUUCAUUUAUGGUAUGAAUGUUAUUCGACCUCAAUAUGAACCAGUUACCCAGUGUACAUUACAAAUUUGAGCUAAAAAUCAUCCAAUAGCCACAUAUACUUUGUAUUGUCAGUGCGGCAAAGUACUAUAGAAGUGCUAAGAUCUGUAUGAGCUAGCAACUAGCCAUGAGAAGAACAUAAAUUCUCCAUGUUCUCCAUUAGUCCAGAACAUAGCAAAUUGUUCUUGUAUCUACUUUUGUUGCAUCUGGACAAUGGGUAAACUGAACAAACUGACACAAUUUGAUUUGCUUGGAGUUCACUUAGAUUUUUCUCUGUGUGAAAAAAUAAACCAAACAACAGGAAAAAGCUACAAGUUUACAAACACAUCAACUGAUUCUGACCAGAGUUAACGAAGUAUAGGUGUGAAAACGCCAUUGUUGUAUCACUAGUGAUAGUACACGAUUGCUGAUCCCGAAUAUCAUUGUUCCGUCUGUGCUACAUGACAGGAAAUGAGGAAGUUGUCUCAGUGGAUAAAACUAAUUUUAAAAAUGGCUCAAAUGUCAUCUGUAAAUGAUAUUGGUGUAUGAUAAUAUUAGUUUUACUGAAAUUUAAUUAAAUUGUCAGUUUUGGAGUCUGUAAUUGAGAACUAGGAAGGAUGUUCAGUCCCUAGGCUCAAAAGCAGUCUCAAAGAUCAGAUGGGUCAAGUUUCGAAGAACAACACAUGGCAACUCUUAGCGGUAAUACAGUGGAGAGUUUGAAGGGCAAUAAACACAAUGUUAACAUCAAAAACAAACUGGAAGAUUGCACAGUUGAGAUGUCCAACAUGCUUCUGCUACAAGACAUGGUAUGUGAUUCCUGCAUUGACAGCCCGAGUAAAGCCCUAAAAUUCUGCCUGACUUGCCCUAUUCCCUACUGUGAGAGCCAUCUCAGAGCAGGAAAAAGCCAAAUUUCAAAAUCAUCACUUAGUGGAUCCACUCCACGACAUCUCAUUUUGAGGUUCAUAAGCUUCCUCUCAACUAUUUCUUCCUGAUGGAGGACUGAUUCAAUUGUCUGGACUGCGAGAGAGAGAAGCACGAAUUGAGGUCUCAAAGAUACAACACAAUAUAAUUUAUUUACAGGGGAAAAAUGUUCCUAAAAAAGGAGUAAAACUCAUUUGGAAUACAAUGGUUUUGCAAUCUUUUACUUACAAUCUGGGGCUCACUUAGUCAGUAGAUGUAGCAUGUGUUAUUUUUUGUGCUUUUUUUUUUGUAGACUGAGCACCAAAGGAACUGAGGGAGAUUAGUGAGAGUGCCUCAGGAGUUGAUAAGGCAGUUGAAACACCGCAGAGCAUUGACUGCAUGAUUUAUUCAUUCAUCUAGUUGCAUUAUGAUUUUGUCCAGUUUCCUUCAGGUUUGUGUUAUCAUUAAACAGUUGUUCCCUAGGCUGCAGAGAGCUGUGGAGAAGGCCAGAAAAGGGGCAGUGGAAGUGCCUUAAGGAGAACAAAAAACAGGCCCAUAGACAGACUGAAGGCAUUCAAGCACACCUGGGGCAAAAGAGAGCAUAGGUGAUGAGAACAUUGACUGAAAUAAACAAAGUGUCCAGGAGAAAGUCUGAUAUUGACUUCCUACAGGUAGAAAACAUAUGAAACAUUCAGGUUAUUGUAUUAUAAGUAGAGGAAUUACAUAUAGUCAAGUGGGUGUGAAACCUUUUUGGCAUCACAGCCUAUUGUAAUAGUGUGGCAUUUUAAGACAAAGACUUUAUUUUGGAAACGAAUGUGUUUACAGUAUACAAAGAACAGGAAUUUCAACUUUUGGGAUAUUUAUACAGAAGAAGUACAAUGUUUCUUUUGAUGUUGUUUUUUUUGAUAAACCAAAGAAAUUUCACAUCAUGGCAUUUUUCAACAAUGACAGAAGUGUGGAGGGAAAAACCUGCAGAACCGCACAUAGGUCAGCAAUCUACCUUAACUAACUAUGGUGAGGCAAAAGCAAAGAGAGAAAAAAAGCAAUGACAAUAAACAAUGCAUCGGUUACCUGAUAUAUGUUUCUUUUGUUUGUGUACACGUGUCUUCUGCUUGCCCUCUUCUCUCUAUGUAAGCUGCGGGUUUCUCUGAUUCCAGACCUGCAUGUUCCUGAUCUGCAGUGACUGCCCACACCAACCUGCCAAGUCAUAAUUCUUACAUGGUUUGUUGCCUCUCUUUCAUCUUUUCUCUUUACUAUCCCAUCACCUAAAGCAGUCAAAGCAGAAGGUGACCCUCCUGACCCUGGUUUGUACAGAGGAUUCUUCUGUAUAAGGGUUUUUGGUUUGUUUUUUGUUCCCACUGCCACUCACAAUCAAAUUGCUAUUUUCUUUUUAUGAAAAUAACAAUUUCCAUAAAGGUCUUACCUUGCAAU
Messenger RNA from Haplochromis burtoni (Burton's mouthbrooder), 5418 nucleotides. It is a transcript of the gene ush1ga, whose product is annotated as Usher syndrome 1Ga (autosomal recessive). Lineage: Eukaryota; Metazoa; Chordata; Actinopteri; Cichliformes; Cichlidae. Gene Ontology annotation, biological process: sensory perception of light stimulus; equilibrioception; sensory perception of sound. The transcript is spliced from 4 exons. The record is from RefSeq and is a predicted model, not a curated record. The coding region runs from base 325 to 1743 and encodes 472 amino acids. Gene Ontology annotation, molecular function: protein binding.